Molecule: messenger RNA, 606 nt
Organism: Aspergillus fijiensis CBS 313.89
Lineage: Eukaryota; Fungi; Ascomycota; Eurotiomycetes; Eurotiales; Aspergillaceae
Product: Metallo-dependent phosphatase
Exons: 8
Coding region: 1-606 (201 amino acids)
Biological process (GO): peptidyl-serine dephosphorylation; mitotic cell cycle
Cellular component (GO): cytosol
Molecular function (GO): protein serine/threonine phosphatase activity
Source: RefSeq, a predicted model, not a curated record
AUGGCCAAUAUAAGUACAUGCCCAGUGACCGUCGGCGGCGAUAUCCACCGCCAAUACCACGACCUGAUCAAACUAUUCCGAAUGAGCGGACAAUUUCCAGACACGAACUACCUCUUCAUGGGUGAAAUAAUCCGUCUCCCUCCUGGUCGCCCUCAAAUUCGCUACCCCCAACGCAUCACGAUCCUCCGCGGAAACCACGAACCCCGCCAGAUCACCCAGGCCUACGGGCUCUACGAAAAAUGCCUGCCGACUCUGAUCGACAAUCGCAUAUUCUGUCUUCAUGGGGGCCUGAGUCCGUCGGUCGAUACGCUGGAUAAUAUCCGUGGCCCCAUAUGUGACCUUCUUUGGAGUGAAUUUGAUGAGAGAUGUGCGUGUGGAGAAUUUGCCGCGGGGCUGGUCUCGUUGGAGCGACAUGAUGGAUUGUUUGUGCUGACGAGUUCUGAUAUGGCUCCGAACUACUGCUACCGCUGUGGCAAUCAGGCGGCCUCUAUGGAAAUCGAUGACUCUCUGAACUACCAAUGGUAUCUUAAAGUGCUCGGCGAGUACUUCGCAAAAAGAGGUCAAAUGCGUCCAGGGAGAGGAUCGAACUCUCAACCUCACGAUUAA